AUGGAGACCCGAAAGGAUGAAGCUGCUCAAGAUAAGGGAGUGGCAGCCUUUGGGGACACCCAGACCCAAGGGGCAGCAAAAGCAGCCAAGAACAAGGUAGCUGAGGCAAGGGAAGGGCCAGUGUCAGAGCCACCCUUAUCUGGCCCAGGUAGGUUGAAGAAAACUGCCAUGAAACUCUUUGGUGGCAAAAAGGGCAUCUGUACCCUGCCUAGUUUUUUUGGUGGGGGACGAAGCAAAGGUUCUGGAAAAGGCAGCUCCAGGAAAGGUCUCAGCAUGAGCAAAACCCAUGAUGGCUUGAGUGAAUCAGUCUGUGGCCCUGAAGAUGCUGCCAGUGAGGGAACUGACCUCACCCUACCUUUGCCUGAAUCACCUUCUACACUUUCCAGCUCCCAAAGUGCCCAUGGGGCUUUGGAGACAGGUUCCAGAUGUAAGAUGUCUGUGCCUAGAGCCAUAGAGAAGGCUGAGGCUGAGAAGGUCCCCUCUGUAUUUAAGCCAAAGAAAGGCCUGAAAGGAUUUUUCAGCAGUAUCCGCCGUCACCGAAAAAGCAAGAUCACUGGGAUUGAGCAAAGUGAACCAGUGGUCAAGGUGCCUGAGGGGACCAGAGCCAGGCCUCAUGAGCAUGUGAGGUCAGCUCCUCUGCUUCAUUCUGAUGAGACCCUCCAAGCCUCAAGCAAGGAAGAUUCCAAAUUUCAGGAUGCCUCUGGGUCAAAAGUUUCUCCAACACCAGAAUCUUCUCUACCAGUUACUGAGAAGACAACCUGUAGAGAUCCAGAAAAAAACAUAGAUGUCUGUGCUUCAGCACUAGUGCAGCUCAAACCUGUCCCUAAGACCAGUGACCCUGAGGAACCCCAAAGUCCAGAAACAGGAGACAAGAUGGUGACAAGAGAGGUAAAUCCAUCCAGUGGCCCUGUAGGGUAUCAGCUGAGCCUCUUGUUUGGUGAUGUCACAUCCCUGAAGAGUUUUGACUCACUGACAGGUUGUGGGGACAUCAUAGCUGAACAAGACAUGGAUAGCAUGACAGAUAGCAUGGCCUCUGGGGGCCAGAGGGCCAACCGAGAUGGGACCAAGCGAAGUUCCUGCCUAGUUACUUACCAAGGAGGUGGGGAGGAGAUGGCCUUACCAGAUGAGGAAGAGGAAGAGGAGGUGGAAUUAGAAGAGGAAGAAGAAGAGGUAAAAGAGGAAGAUGAUGAUGAAGCAUAUCUGUGGGCAAGUGCCCAGAUGUACCCAAGGCCCAACCUGAACUUGGGCUAUCAUUCCACCACAUCCCCAGGCGACCAUAGCUAUAUGCUCCUUGACCAAGUUCGGUCUUAUCCUGGACUAGCCCCUGGGGACCUUUUGACUCCUCAGAGUGACCAGCAAGAAUCUGCCCCCAAUAGUGAUGAAGGUUAUUAUGACUCGACCACACCUGGAUUUGAGGAUGAUUCAGCUGAGACCCUGGGACUUGUCCACAGGGAUUGCCUUCCCCGAGACAGCUACAGUGGAGAUGCCCUUUAUGAGUUCUAUGAGCUAGAUGACAGUCUUGAGAAUUCUCCACCUGGAGAUGACUGCCUUUACGACCUCCAUGGUUGCAGCUCUGAAAUGUUUGAUCCUUUCUUGGACUUUGAGCCCUUCUCUUCCUCCCGGCCACCUGGGGCAAUGGAGACAGAGGAGGAAAGGCUAGUGACUAUCCAGAAACAGUUGUUGUAUUGGGAACUUCGGCGGGAACAACUUGAGGCCCAGGAGGCACAUGCUCAUGAGGCUUAUGUCAAGGAGGCCCACACCAGGGAAGCUCAUACCAGAGAGAUCCUAACCCAAGAGGUCUAUGCUAAAGAGGCCCAAGCCCGUGAGGCCCAUGCCAGAGAGGUUCAUAUGCUAGAAGCCCAUGCCAGGGAGGCCUGUGCCCGAGAGGCCCAUGUUCGAGAGGCUCAAGCCCAAGAGACCUUGGCCCAGCAGGAGAAGCCCAUCAUGGAGUAUCAGAUGAGGCCCUUAGGCCCAUCAGUGAUGGGCCUGGUGGCAGGGGCAUCAGGGAUAUCUCAGACUUCCCACCAUGGAACCACCUCAGUUUUCCCUGCCACUGCAAGCAGUGAGCCAGACUGGAGGGACUUCCGUCCCCUGGAGAAGCGUUUUGAAGGAACCUGCUCCAAGAAAGAUCAAAGUACCUGCCUGAUGCAGCUUUUCCAGAGUGAUGCCAUGUUUGAGCCAGACAUGCAAGAAGCAAAUUUUGGAGGGUCUCCCAGAAGGGCCUACCCUACUUACUCACCUCCUGAGGAACCAGAAGAAGAGGAGGUUGAGAAAGAAGGGAAUGUCACUGUGAGUUUCUCACAGGCCCUGGUGGACUUCACCAGCAAUGGGAACCUCUUUUCCAGCAUGUCCUGCAGCUCUGAUUCUGACUCAUCUUUCACUCAAAACCUCCCUGAGCUUCCUCCCAUGGUGACCUUUGACAUUGCUGAUGUGGAAAGGGAUGGGGAAGGUGAGUGUGAAGAGAAUCCUGAGUUCCACAGUGAUGAAGACCUUGCAGCCUCCUUGGAAGCUUUCACAAUGGGCUACUACCAGAAACACACCUUCAACAACUACUGCAGCCGAUUCCACCAAGGCUUGCCUUGGGGUGUAAGCAGCCUCCCUCGAUACUUGGGACUGCCUGGCAUGCGCUCUCAGCCUCCACCUGCUACCAUGGCUCUCAACAGAAGAAGCCGCUCCCUCGACACUGCAGAGACCCUAGAAUUGGAGCUUUCCAAUUCCCACCUGGCCCAGGGCUACAUGGAGUCUGAUGAGCUUCAGGUCCAGCAGGAAGAGUCAGAUGAAGAAGAGGAGGAGGAGGGAGAAGGGGGCCGAGACAGUCCCCUGUCCCUCUAUACUGAGCCCCCAGGGGCCUAUGACUGGUCUACUUGGGCUCCCUUUCCUUUAGCAGUGGGACCAGGCCCUGCCUGGAUAAACCCUAAUCAGUUGGAUAGGCCUUCCAACUUGUCUCCAUAUGAGCAGACAGCCUGUUGUAUACCUCCUAUGGCAAUGUCAUUGUCUCUGCCUGUACCAGGGCCAGAGCCAAGGGCAUCCCGAGUAUCUGGGCCUCAGCUAGCUCGGCCUUCACACCUACCCCUACCCAUGAGCCCUUGUUAUAAUCCUCAUUCACAGAUCUCUCAGAAUGUAAGGGUGAGGCCACAAGAUAUAUUGCUGCCCAAUUGCUCUGCUAGUUCCAAAGUCUUCAGCUCCAGCUCUCUGUCCCAAGCCAAGUCUUUGGAUAUCACCCAUGACAUCCCUCAGCUGCUCAGGAUCCUGCCUGCCCCCAAGCCUCAGUCCAUUCACUAUGGGGUUUCCAGCCUUGACCUGUCAAAGGAGAGGGCCAAGCAAGGUGCCUCCCUCUCCACCAGCUACUCCUCCACUGUCUUGAAUGGAAACUUAGCUGAGUAG
Molecule: messenger RNA, 3384 nt
Organism: Orycteropus afer afer
Lineage: Eukaryota; Metazoa; Chordata; Mammalia; Tubulidentata; Orycteropodidae
Gene: AMER1
Product: APC membrane recruitment protein 1
Biological process (GO): regulation of canonical Wnt signaling pathway
Cellular component (GO): plasma membrane
Molecular function (GO): phosphatidylinositol-4,5-bisphosphate binding; beta-catenin binding
Source: RefSeq, a predicted model, not a curated record